Ceraceosorus guamensis is the source of this 2520-nucleotide messenger RNA. RefSeq lists its product as hypothetical. The transcript is spliced from 4 exons. The record is from RefSeq and is a predicted model, not a curated record. Lineage: Eukaryota; Fungi; Basidiomycota; Exobasidiomycetes; Ceraceosorales; Ceraceosoraceae. The coding region runs from base 1 to 2520 and encodes 839 amino acids. Gene Ontology annotation, cellular component: endosome; retromer, tubulation complex. Gene Ontology annotation, molecular function: phosphatidylinositol-3-phosphate binding. Gene Ontology annotation, biological process: intracellular protein transport; retrograde transport, endosome to Golgi.
AUGAGUCAGCAACAAGAUGGUCCUCGCUACACCCAGCAGCGUCAAAUGAUGGUAGGAUCUGCUGCGCCCCCUCAAGCAGGACCCUCCCGAUUCCAGUCACCCCAGUCCUCUCGCGUUGAACCUUCAAUGUCCUCACCAACACAAUCACGUAUGGUGCCUGAUGCUCUUCAACAGCGAGCUCAUGCACCAUCAUCCUCGUAUCAAGCACCAUCUCACGUGGUGCCCUUCCUGACUCUUCAGCUUCACCCGCCAUUCGAGCCAUUUCGAAGAGCGGGAGCUAGCAUCAACACGGAUUUGACGCUGCGGUUGUCCGCCCACUCCAACCUUUCGACGCUGAGGCAUACGCACUACCCUAAGGUGGAAAGGAGGGGCACGGAUCUUUGGCUUUGGGCACUUGCGCUCAGCUUGAGCUUGCCCGGACACAUCAUCGCACCUCCGCCCAAUCCUCCUCUCUUGCUGCUCGACUCGACCCUCGCGAAUGCGUCGGCGAAUGGCGGAGGGGGGGUCACAUCGACAGGCAGCGUCUCAGCCUCUCACGCCGCUCAAUACGACUCUGCAGCCCAUUUGCACGCCAGGUCCCUCUCCUCUUGGUUCUCUAGGCUGCUGAGCAUCCCAUCGGUCCUGCGUCAUCCAGCGACACCUCACCUGAUAGAAUGCGACUUCACCUAUACUCCACCCCUACCCACCUCGGGCCCAGGUAGUACAGCUUCAGCUGCGCGUAAAUUGGAAGCGGCGCUCAACAGUCUGCGCAACUCUGGAAACUUGGCCAUCGAUGUUGGAGGUGGGCUCGGCUUGCCAUCUGGCGCUAUCACCGCUUCGCUACCCUCCCACUCGAACGGUUUCAAUCCCGGGAGGGACUCUGGUGGCGGUGGUGGAGGAUUGUGGAGCAGCUUGACUGGGAAUUCUAAACCUGUUAGCACUGCUAUCAGUGGCGCGGAUACUGACGAAGAGCUCGUCGCAGCCAGAGCAGAAGUUACCAGAUUGGAGAUUCAAUUUAGCACAGCUGCCAAGAAGGCUGAGCUAGUCGCUGACAAGACCAAUGCUUUGACCGCAGCGCAACAGGCCCUCGCCACUCGCCUAGAAAGCUUGGCGCUUCUUGAGUCCACGCGCUCAAUUCCGGAGAGACGAGGCUUGCCUCGCACGCUACAAGACACAGCCAAUUCGCUCCGAGCUCUGGGAGAGCGCAAAGAUGACUUGACGGCCCAGACUGCGCUGCACCUGGCACAUCCGUUGGCGUAUCAGUCACACGCGGCAAGAGCAGCCAGGGAUGCGCUGCUGGUGCGACACUCGCUGGUAGACACGGCUCACGAAGCUGCGGGCUUGGCUCUUCUGAGACGAAAAGAGGCGGAGCAAUUGCGGUCGAGAGCGGCAAGCGUAGGCUACGACCGGCUCGAGGCGAAACUGGGCGAGCUUAACGAUGCGAAGCAACAUGCAGCUCAUUUGGACUCUCAGCUCAAGGCUCUGUCUGAGAGCUUACGCAAGUCUCUUGGAACGCAUGCCAAAGCAACGCAUAAAGAUUUACACGAAGCGCUCUGGGUGCAUGCGAAAGGAGCCGCGGCUGCUAACAAAGCCGCGCUAAAUCAGCUGCAUGGGCUGCAAAGGUUGUUCGCAGAAGACGGCGAUGCGGGGGAUAGCACGUUGCAGAGCGAAGGUGCGAGGCGUGGAGAAAGUUUGAACGAUCCGUCAACGUCGGCCUCGACCGCUACGUCUGGGAUGCCGUCCAACUUGUCGGAUGCAUCGGCGAUGUCCAGAAGCGGCUCUACCACAUCAGCCGCUGCUCGCAGCUUGCAGACGCAGAAGGAGAGCUUGCACGAAGCGAAUGCGACGCCGUCGGACUCUUACCGUCACGAUGCAGAAACCACUUCCGGCGGCACUGAUACACUCGCAGGCAGCAAUAAAUCCUCAGAGGCUGCACUCUUACCGUCGGACGAUUCACGGGACCAAACAGUCGCGACGCCAAGCACUGCGUGGAAAGCUGCAAUUGACGCGACUUCUUCCAGUAGAAGCGCGAGCCCGACAACCGUCAAAUCAGCCCUGGGAACCUCGGCUGCUUUCCAGUCGACCCACGAUCCGACUUCCCCUUCGCCAUUCUCUCGUAUUGAUUCGAUGCCUCCUGUGCUAGUUGGCACGACCGACACUGCACGAGCUCCAAGCCAUAUUGACAGAGCUGCGAGCGGGCAAAGAGGACAGGAGGCCGACACCCCCGCCGCGCUCUCACACGCUGCUGGUUUGCAUUCGCCAAGCGGACAAGAGGCUAGCCUCACGCCGCGCGCACUCAGCCGAACAGAGGCUUACACGCCCAGCGCAAGUCCUUCCGGGUCCCGAGGAGCUACCUUUUACGCCCAAAGCACCAACCCAACGGGUUCCACGCUGCGCAAGGACGAGCAUCAUGCGCAUGACCCUGUCGCGUCGCCGAGCGGUAAGCGAGGUAAAGAGGUGGAAGAGGCGGCUAGGACUUGGGGAAGAAAGAGUAGAAUUUCGGCUAGCGAUGCGGCCAGAAAUCUUGCGGGAAGGUUCUGA